Messenger RNA from Penicillium subrubescens, 1503 nucleotides. RefSeq names its product ankyrin repeat domain-containing protein. Lineage: Eukaryota; Fungi; Ascomycota; Eurotiomycetes; Eurotiales; Aspergillaceae. Bases 1 to 1503 code for a protein of 500 amino acids. Gene Ontology annotation, molecular function: protein binding. The record is from RefSeq and is a predicted model, not a curated record. The transcript has a single exon.
AUGCAGUUCACAGAUCUCGGCGAUUUGCCGAUCCUUCUCAUUGCUGAGGUACUUGGCCAAGAUAGGGAUAUCAACGCUCUUGUGCGGGUUAAUCGCACCCUCUACAAACUCCUGAACCCAGUCCUUUAUAGACACAAUAUUCGGUACUCAGGAAACUCUGCUCUGAAGUGGGGAGUGUCUAAUUGCCUGGAAGGGACUGUCCGCUUGUCUCUGGUGUAUGGUGCCCCUAUUGAAUUCAGUACUGGAUCGGUGUCUGGCGAGGACGACGAUGAGAGGGACACAGAUGAGCAACUGGAACACGCCUACGGAUACGAAAACAUGUCCCUCGUCUGCAUUGCAGCCAAGAAGGGCAAUCCAUAUAUCCUGAGAUUACUGCUUGAACAUGGGGCGAAUCCAAACUGUGGUUAUGGUCGUUGUCGGCGUGUUCCAAUCUCGCUUGCAGUCCAAUACGGACACGAUCCCAUAUUUACGCUUCUCAACGAGCACGGUGCUGAUAUGAAUCCAGAGGAUGACCCCCCACUCUACCUGGCGCUCUUAAAGGGUUCCGUGGAAAACGUCAAGAUGCUGCUGGAGGCGGGCGCAAAUCUCGAGAUUUUCCAAGCUAACACCGGGCUCAGUGCUGUUGAAGGGGCUGUACGGACAGGGGAUAAAGACAUGUUUGAGUUCCUUGUACUCAGUCAACGGCUGAAUCCGUACGACUGCAAUGGACAUACAGUUCUCGAUAUUGCCGCACAAGCGGGCCAGAUCGACCUUGCGAAAUACUUUCUGCGUUAUGGACUCAAUCCCGAGAGAGAAGACUCGAAUGAACGCACUGCCAUUUUCUUCGCCGCCAUGUACGGGCACCUGGAGAUUGUGGAAAGUCUGCUUGCGGCAAGAGUUAAUGCUGAUAAGCCAGACGUCAAUGGCACCACCCCUCUCUCGGCAGCAGUCAAAGGGAAUCAUCGAGAAGUCUCUAAGGCUCUUCUCUGCCAUGACGUUGAUCCAGAGUCUGUGGACUUCAUGGGACGAACUCCUCUAUAUUGGGCAGUGCAUUGUGGUGAUCCUGCCCUUGUCGAACUCCUCCUCACCAGCAACGGCGUCGAUCCUAACUUUCAGGCCCAGUAUAACCAUACAUUUGUGGCUCUUGCGGCAAGUAACGGGAAUAUCUUGGUGGUCAAAGCGCUUCUUGAUCACGGAGCAGAUCCAACUAUCCGAGACUUCUUCGGCCGUACUCCGAUUGUUCUGGCAGCAAUAGAAGGCCGGACGAAUGUGAUCAAAACUCUAGUUAAACAUGGGGUUGACGUGAACUCAGCCGAUAACGCGGGGCGGACUGCGCUUUUUUGGGCGUCUGGGGAGGAUCACCUUGACACUGUAAAAGUACUGCUGAGGUAUGGCGCUGAUACAGACAAACCAGAUAAAGGCGGUAGAACGCCAAUCUCUAGAGCGACGGAACGAGGCCAUCUCAGGAUUGUGAAAGUUUUGCUCCAGCAUGGGGCCAAUGCAGAAGCCGGAGAUAACUGCUAA